This is a messenger RNA of Lucilia sericata (common green bottle fly), 879 nucleotides long. RefSeq lists its product as uncharacterized. NCBI's taxonomy places the organism in Eukaryota, Metazoa, Arthropoda, Insecta, Diptera, Calliphoridae. The record is from RefSeq and is a predicted model, not a curated record. The transcript has 2 exons. The coding region runs from base 266 to 607 and encodes 113 amino acids.
AUUGUCCCAUUAACGGCAACGAUAACAUUAACGUUUUAAAAGUACGUUUUUAUACAGCUAUGUUCAUACAGUUAUUAAAAAAAAUAACAAAGAAUGUCAUUGUUGUGAGAAUAUAUCAGAAGAAAUUUUUUUAAAUAAAAACAAUGACAGCUGAGAUGCCAAUAAAUUUUUGUUAAAAUAACAAGGAAUAAAUUAAUUAAUAAAUAUUAAAACACAAGCAUUUCAUUAUAAAAUUUAAUUCGACAAGAAGAAGGAAGCUAUAAAAAUGUCUGGAUUAAUUGAUAAAAGAAAACGCAGUCGUGAAGAUGAUGUAUUGUGUGAAUCAACACCAUUGUCUAAACGUAUUAAUAAUUUGCACUUAUCUAAUUUUGAAGAGGCUCAAUAUAAUCAACAACUACAAAACACUCAUGCACAUCACAACAACAAUCACUUGCAACACUUAACCAAAGAUAUGAUGACGGCAGAAUCUUCUGCUCUGAAACCUAUGACUGCCGAUAAAAAUUUGUAUGAACCAGAACUAGAUGAAUCUCAGAAUCCGUUUUAUUAUGUAAAAAAUAAACUAUUACACGAUUUACAUUUGGAACGCAUGAAAAGAUGUGCGGUAUAAAAAUGCAAACAUAGCAGCUAUUGAAUAUUAUUUUGCACUAUGGUAAUUUUUUAUAAUCCUAAUGAGUGUAGUCGAUUAAUAAAUGAUGUUUUUGAAGGAGUUAUAUAUAAGAUGUUAUGAAUAAUUUAUGUUAUUUCUAUAUAUUAUACUUAAAUCUUUUUUUCAUAUAUUUAUUAUUACAAAAUAAUUUUUAGUUUAGUUAUUAAAAGAAAACAUUGAAUGAAAAUAUAUUUUAUUUGAAAUAAAACUUUUCAUGAGUCACUACUAUAAAA